GGGGGCGGGCGCGGCCCCUCCCCCGUCACUUCCUGCCGGGCUGCGGGCGCCGGAGCCGCUCUUCAGCGUUUGCGCUGGCGGUCGUCGCGUCUGUGUCGUCUCCCCCCCCCCUUCUUCUGAUCCCCAGCCCGGCGGCGCCCGCCUCCUCCGCGGCCACACCGCCUCUUCCCUCCCCUGGUCCCUUCUUCCUUGCCCUCUUCCCUUGCUCCUUCCCCUCCUCGCCGCCGCUCAGGACCGCCGGCCCGGGGACGAGCUCCGUGGAAGCAGCCAGAAAUCAUAGCUCCUACCACUGCAGUGCUCAAUGCACUAGGCGUGAAACUGGAAGGAAAACCAAUGUAUAAGCCCGUGGACCCCCACUCUCGGAUGCAGUCCACCUACAGCUACGGCAUGCGCGGAGGGGCCUACCCCCCCAGGUACUUUUACCCGUUUCCAGUGCCGCCGUUACUCUACCAAGUGGAGCUUUCUGUGGGAGGACAGCAGUUUAAUGGGAAAGGGAAGACGACGACGAGACAAGCUGUGAAACAUGACGCCACUGCCAGAGCACUGAGGACUCUGCAGAGUGAGCCUCCACCAGAGAGGCUGGAGAUGAAUGGAAGAGAAUCAGAAGAAGAAAACCUCAAUAAAUCAGAAAUAAGCCAAGUGUUUGAGAUUGCACUGAAGCGGAAUUUGCCUGUGAAUUUUGAGUCUGUCCCUCUGACACAGGUGGCCCGGGAGAGUGGCCCACCCCACAUGAAGAACUUUGUGACCAGGGUUUCAGUCGGGGAGUUUAUAGGGGAAGGAGAAGGGAAAAGCAAGAAGAUCUCCAAGAAGAACGCAGCCAGGGCCGUUCUGGAGCAGCUGAGGAGGCUGCCGCCUCUGCCUACCGUGGAGCGAGUGAAGCCCAGAAUCAAGAAGAAAAGCCAACCCACGUGCAAGCUGCAGACAGCCCCGGAUUAUGGCCAGGGGAUGAAUCCUAUUAGCAGACUGGCACAGAUCCAGCAGGCCAAAAAGGAAAAGGAGCCGGAGUACAUGCUCCUUACAGAGCGAGGUCUUCCACGUCGCAGGGAGUUUGUGAUGCAGGUAAAGGUUGGGAAUCAUACUGCAGAAGGAGCGGGUACCAAUAAGAAGGUGGCCAAGCGCAAUGCUGCUGAGAACAUGCUGGAGAUCCUGGGGUUCAAAGUUCCCCAGGCGCAGCCUGCCAAGCCAGCACUCAAAUCAGAAGAGAAGACCCCAGUAAAGAAACCAGGAGACGGAAGGAAAGUAACGUUUUUUGAACCUAGCCCUGGGGAUGAAAAUGGAACUAGUAAUAAAGACGAGGAGUUCAGGAUGCCUUAUCUUAGCCAUCAGCAGCUGCCAGCUGGAAUCCUCCCCAUGGUGCCAGAGGUCGCCCAGGCUGUUGGGGUUAGUCAAGGACACCACACCAAAGAUUUCUCCAGGGCAGCUCCGAAUCCUGCCAAGGCCACGGUAACUGCCAUGAUAGCUCGCGAGUUGUUGUACGGGGGCACCUCGCCCACAGCCGAGACCAUUUUAAAGAGUAACAUCUCUUCAGGCCACAUACCCCAUGGACCUCGAACAAGACCCUCUGAGCAGCUGUACUACCUUUCCAGAGCCCAGGGAUUCCAGGUUGAAUACAAAGACUUCCCUAAGAACAACAAGAACGAGUGUGUGUCUCUCAUCAACUGCUCCUCGCAGCCACCCCUCAUCAGCCACGGCAUUGGCAAGGAUGUGGAGUCCUGUCAUGAUAUGGCUGCACUGAACAUUUUAAAGUUGCUGUCUGAGUUGGACCAACAGAGCACAGAGAUGCCAAGAACAGGAAAUGGACCAGUGUCAGCGUGUGGGAGGUGCUGAACCUUUUCUGGCCACAAACCAUUAUAAAUCCCAACAUAUAUACUGAAAAUACUGAGAACUGCUUUGAAAAUUUGGAAUUUCUGAUAACUCCAGUGGGCUGAGACAUGGUGGAUAAGAAUGUGGAAGCUGUAGCAAAGACGACAAGAAACUCCAGGUGAUGCCCUUGGUUGUGCUGGGCUGCUAAGUGACAAUGCUGUGCUCUGCCACCAUCAAGAGAGACCAGCCCCAUCACCUCCAAUUUUUAUAUUGUGAUAACAGAGAAACAUGGCGAAUUCUCAUGCUGGUUCACUCAGAUACUUUGGGACAACCCUGGACAGCCACGCCAGGGAAGCCUUCGAGUGGCCCCGGAGCUAUAAGCACCAGAGAGAAGCUAGUGCUUCCUACCCCACCCACCUGACUUGGCGUGCUCAGCCUGCCACACAUAGUACCCAGCCGCCGUAACCACUGCUCUCUUAAACAGUGACGCUUAGUUCCAUUAUUUCCUUUGGUUGAUAUGACACUAUGUAAUUUUCAUUUCAGUUUCUCAGUUGCAUCUACUUAUCUAGCACAGUUUAGAAACUUGUCCAAGACUGAUGCCAUAUGAUGACCGAUAACCGGCAAAGAUCACAGCUGUUUGGUGAUAUGUCGGUGCCUCUGGCUUGGCUAGACAGUUCUAGACUUACCAGAAUCCUUGACACCCUUCCCUUUGUAUAAAUUGGACAGCUUAGGAAAUUUAAACUUUAGAUGAUCAAAAGAUUUGGUCCUUUUUAUUUUAUUUUCAAGCAGCAGACUUAAAAUUGAGCCCCAAAGCCCGGACCUUUCAAGAUUACAGAAAUUGUCAAUAGGUGUGUCUGUUGAAGAGGUAGCUUUCUACCACACUACAGGACAUUACUGUGGGCCCAGGCGCCUGCAGGCUGGUGUCCCUGGAGUGCCUAAUGCAGUCAAUCCCAACCUCCGUGGAGGGAAAGGCGACAGGUUUCCUGUUGCUGUGCUGGUGCGCACAGGUGCAGAAAGGUUGGCUGUCCCUGGUGGAAAGCAUUGUAGCCUUGAGCGCAGCACUGCUUCCAUUUUGGUACAGCUGGAACUUUUUCACUCAUGGAAUGUAAGUAAACUAAGUCUUUGUCAACAAUAAAUGGUAAUACUAAAAUCUUUUUUUUUUUUUUUUUUUUUUUGUUAAUUUAUUUUCAAACACCACUACUUCUAGAUCAAUCCCCUUCUGGUUCAUCACCCCGCCCCCCAAAAAAAAUGUUUGUAAUGCUUGUGAUUCUGUCUGGGCAAAAAUCUGAAGAUCUAAAAAUCUCUUUAUAUUAAAAUAUUGGUCAAUAAACAGCUACUAAGAAACUCUU
This is a messenger RNA of Peromyscus californicus insignis, 3152 nucleotides long. It is a transcript of the gene Stau1, whose product is annotated as staufen double-stranded RNA binding protein 1. The record is from RefSeq and is a predicted model, not a curated record. Bases 334 to 1827 code for a protein of 497 amino acids. NCBI's taxonomy places the organism in Eukaryota, Metazoa, Chordata, Mammalia, Rodentia, Cricetidae. The transcript has 12 exons.